This is a messenger RNA of Nematostella vectensis (starlet sea anemone), 3282 nucleotides long. Its product is annotated as kinesin-like protein KIF23. The record is from RefSeq and is a predicted model, not a curated record. Gene Ontology annotation, biological process: microtubule-based movement. The transcript is spliced from 35 exons. NCBI's taxonomy places the organism in Eukaryota, Metazoa, Cnidaria, Anthozoa, Actiniaria, Edwardsiidae. Gene Ontology annotation, cellular component: microtubule; kinesin complex; nucleus. Bases 140 to 2779 code for a protein of 879 amino acids. Gene Ontology annotation, molecular function: ATP hydrolysis activity; microtubule binding; ATP binding.
CUGUAUUGUUUUCUGAUUGGUCGAUUCAAACAGGCGGUUUCUUUCAAUAUCUUACCUCUCGAAUUCACGACUGAAGAAACAGCAAAAUAUCGCUCAAUUAUCAAGAUUUCUAUAUAGUAACGCCAUAAAUAUUCUAGUUAUGAGGCCCAUGUCUAAAACGCCUGGAAAGACCCCACGAAGGACGCCGGCGAGGAAACCGUCUGCGAACAAACUCAAAGACCCAGUUGAGGUUUAUUGCCGAAUCAAGCCUUUGGGUGAAAAUGAAGAGGAAUCCUGUGUCAAAAUUAUUGAUAAUGACAGCAAAUUAUUGCAACUCACAGCGCCAAAGUUUUCUCAGGCUUUCAAAUCUGGCCAUCGGAUAGAGACCCAACACACUUUCAAACAUGUGUAUGAUGAGAAUACGACUCAGAAGCAUCUGUUUGACCAAGUGGCCCUACCACUAGUGGAUGACGUACUGCAUGGAAAGAAUGGUCUUAUCUUUGCCUAUGGCAUUACUGGCUCUGGUAAGACACACACCAUGACCGGUACCCCAAGCGACAGUGGUCUGUUGCCAAGAUGCCUUGACGUCAUCUUCAACAGCAUCGCAGAGUACCAGACAGACACAUUUAUUUUCAAACCAGAUAAGAAUAAUGGAUGGGAAGUGCAGACAGAAGAUGAGGCCAAACUUGAUCGAGAGAUGAAGCACAAGGAGGCUCUUCUCCAGGCUGCUGCUACACCAAGUAGAAGGAAUGGCAACAUAUCACCAGAGUUUUCUGAUGCAAUCCGAAUUCCAGAAGAACAUAGAAUUGAUAAUAUUGAUGAGGACAAUGGAUAUGCUGUCUUUGUGUCAUAUAUUGAGAUUUACAACAACUUUGUUUAUGACCUUCUUGAUGAAUCCCCAGUUGACCCAAUCUGCCCCAAACCUCCAGUUUCAAAGAACUUGCGAGAGGAUGGUAGUCACAACAUGUAUAUCAGUGGAGUCACAGAGAUAGAGGUCAAGACAACUGAGGAAGCUUAUGGGGUAUUUUUAAAAGGGCAAAAGGGGAGAAGAGUUGCCCAGACUGUGUUAAACCAGGAGUCAAGUCGCAGUCACAGUGUUUUCGCCAUCAAGGUUGUUCAGGCGCCCCUUGACCCUGAUGGGGAACAAAUACUGCAGGAUUGUGAUCAAGUUGCAGUGUCAACUUUGUCUCUUUGUGACUUGGCUGGGUCUGAGCGGACCAAGCGAACAAAUGCGGGGGGUGAUAGACUGAGGGAAGCAGGAAACAUCAAUUCCUCUCUCAUGGCUCUAAGGACUUGUAUCGAGAUCCUCCGGGAGAACCAGUCCAACUAUGAAAAUGGUGUUUCACCCAAGAUUGUCCCGUACAGAGAUUCCAAAUUAACACAUCUGUUCAAGAACUUCUUUGAUGGUGAAGGAAAGGUUCGCAUGGUGGUGUGCUUGAAUCAAAGUGCUGAAGAGUAUGAUGAAAGCAUUCAUGUGAUGAAGUUUGCUGAACUCACACAAGAGGUGGUGGUGGCAAGACCUUCAUCCAUCAAGUUUGAAACUGGACUAACACCUGGCAGGAGAAGAGCUCAUCAGAUGUUCAGAGAAGCUCUUGCUAAAGUUGAAGAAACUGGUGGUGAAGUAGAAAAAGUGGCUCCCGCCAAGCCGAUUCACACAAUGGGACCCCCAUUCCCACCUCUGCUUCUAUCAUCUGCAGAUGACUCUAUUACGCUGGUGACACUUUUGCAGUACCUACAGGAGCGCAUGCGCAGACGGCAGACCCUCGCAGAUGAUCUGGCAAGGAAGCAGGGAAUCUUCAGGGCUCAACUACAAGAUUUUGAAAAAGAAAAUGGAAACACGGGCAGUGUUAUAAAUCAAUUGAAAUCAACAGUGGACGAAAAAGACAGGGAAAUCCAGAGACUGGAAAGAAGACUAAAAGCAGCAUUGCAUAAAAACGAGAUGCUUCAGAAGACUGCAGCAAUGUACGAGCAAGACAAGAAAGAGCUGCAGUACGAUCUGGACGACCAAAAGAAGCGCGCUGACAAAGAAAAACAAGAGAAACUCAAGCUAAAAACGGCGCUAAAAGGAGCCAUAAGCCAGGAAAAGGACAAGUGGGAGAAGGAAUGCAACAAGCGCGUUAAGGACAAAGAGCUUGAAAUGGAGAACAAGGUGUGGCAACAAGAGGAGAAGCUCAGACAGCUCAAGGAUAUCGUCCAGAACAUGAAGUCAGAUGGACCCGUAACCCGGGCACAAGCUUCAAACAUCGCGAAAGCCGAUCAGCGCCCCGCGACAAGGUCCCAAAUACGCCAGCGUGCAAAAUCUCCACCACCCGUCGCGCGCAAGCCUCCUAUCCGCGCUAAGCAGCAUCGCCGCUCAAAGUCUUCAGACUGUUGGAUUGAACAUAAGCCGCCUUGCCACCUCGACACAGAUACCAUUCUUCAGCCCUUUAUGAAGAACAAAAAGACAGUGUCUCGUCCGGAUCAAAAGGACUUCAAGACAACUAACGCAACAAAUUACUGUCUAGUGGAUCAGGAGGAAGACUCGUCAGGAGAGAUCGCUACUAAAAUAAUCAAGGGUGAUGUUUACAAGACUGCGGGUGGGGGUCAUAGCAUCCAGUUCACCGCUAUCGAGACGCUGAAGGAGAGACUGCAAGGAAAUAUGGACACCAGCCCGGACAGAAAGCGCCGUGCUUCGGAGGACAUUGACGAUAGCGAGUCGAGCUGGACCGAUACCGAGACGAGAUGUACGUACGGCAUCGAGGGAAAACCUGGCCAAGAUCCCGCUGUUACUCAUACGUUACCAAAGCGCAAACGGACAUGAGUUAUUGCCGCGUUCCACAAUGGGAGGCUCGCGGGAGUAGAUCAACCUGGUGUAGAUCUAUUAGUGAUAUACUCGUGGGUGGCACCGAGAUGAACGGCACAUCAUCUGUGAUAAUGAACCAAUGGCCCUUGUGGACUUUGGCCUUUACUUUUUCCGGGGAAAGGAACACCAUGUACAGUACCAUGAGCAGGAAGAUAGCCGCGUUAUACUGUAAGCAAUUUAAUUUUAGUGACAAGAUAGCUGCGAGUGUAAAAUAAGGGAAUGCGACAGCUAUAGAUAGUCAGGGUGGGACAUUAUGAUGUUACGUUUGGUUUUCGUUAAUCACGUGUUAACGUGAAUAUUUUUUUGUGUUAUUUUUAUAGCAAUAGAUAAUGAUAGCAAUAGAUAAGGGCUGGGAACAAUAAGUGGUGGGGUUAUACAACUGCUAAUUACUCACCAUUUUAUUCUUGUAAUAACGUAACAAGAUCAGAACGCUAAUUAAACAAAUCAAUUCGAAAAAAAAA